AUGCGUACUCGUCUGCGCGUGGAAGCCAAUGAAUAUUUACUUGACACACUUGAAUACAAUCAAGAAUAUCUAUCGAGUGAUUUGUUUUUUUCGACGAUGGACUCCAGUGAAGAAUCGUGGCAAGAUGUUGUCGAACGUAGAUGCAAUCAAAAUCCAUAUUCGAAUAAUGGUAUAUUGAUCUUUCCACUUUUUCAUUUCGUUCUGCUAUUCAAUUCACAAUUGUCUGAGAACGACGAUCGUUUUCAUUUGCUCCUCUUUGAAAAUCAUUGUGCUUCCGAUGGCCGAAGUGGAUUUGUUCUUAUCAACGACUUUCUGACUUUGGCCACAUCACCAAAUUUGAAUCCCAUGUCAGAACCACUCAAUGUCGAUAUUAUUCCAUUGAUUGGUAAUAUGAUUCCUCGAUCAUUUAGUCCUUUGUAUCUGGUAUUGUCCCUACUCGGUAAACAUCUUCUCAAGUAUGAAUACCGAAAAUUAACUCGACCACGGAUUCCCAUCAAACUCAAUCCACUAUCUGAUAAUCAAUCGAGUCCGUUUCAUGCACCACGAUACCACAUCAAGUUUCUCUUUUCCUCGAGCUCAGUUGAUCUCUAUGCAAAUUUACAUAAACAAUGUCAAUUGCGUCAAGUGACGUUAAAUGGUCCACUGUUUGCAUGUCUCCUAUUAGCUAUUCAUCAUUGUUUUCCACUGAAACAUGACACUCGAUUGCAACCAUUUCCGAUCGGCGUUGCAUUCGAUAUGCGUUCGCGUCUGCCCAGAUCACCGUUGGCAGAAACAUCUGUCGGGCUCUUUAUUGGAUGCAGCGAAAUGAAACUUCGCCGAUCACUUUCAAUGCGAUCUACCCGAUUUUGGUCUUUAUCAGAGCAAUGUAUGGUAAAUACGCGCAAUCAAUUGAAGUCUAAUGGUGUUCCGUUGAACAUGAAUAUUUUGGCCAAUAUUGCCAGAAAUGAACGAAAUUUUGCCCAAUUCACUCGAUAUUGUCCCGAUGGGCGCCAUUCAGAAUUGGGCUUUUCGAACGUUGGAAAAUAUCCAUAUUCGUGCGAAUACAAUCAAGGAGAAAUUCGCUUGCGUGGUUUACAUGUAGUCAACAAUGUUAGUAUUUAUCGUACAUCAACAGUAAUAUUCGUCACAUGUGCGGGCGAUGGGCAGUUGGACUUUUCCUUGGCUCAUGAAAUGGAUAGCGACAACCGAGCUAAACAAUUUUUCGACUUCUAUCUACGUCUCAUUGAAACGUGUGCUGAUGAAAAAUUUUGUCGAGAAGAAACGACGCUCAAUGACAUUUUGAAAUCUGUCCAACAGUAA
Messenger RNA from Rotaria sp. Silwood2, 1299 nucleotides. The record is from the annotation of a GenBank genome assembly. Lineage: Eukaryota; Metazoa; Rotifera; Eurotatoria; Philodinida; Philodinidae.